Messenger RNA from Anopheles arabiensis, 2423 nucleotides. Its product is annotated as major facilitator superfamily domain-containing protein 12-like. The transcript is spliced from 7 exons. The record is from RefSeq and is a predicted model, not a curated record. The coding region runs from base 611 to 2281 and encodes 556 amino acids. Gene Ontology annotation, molecular function: symporter activity. Gene Ontology annotation, biological process: transmembrane transport; carbohydrate transport. NCBI's taxonomy places the organism in Eukaryota, Metazoa, Arthropoda, Insecta, Diptera, Culicidae. Gene Ontology annotation, cellular component: membrane.
GAGUCAUCGUUCAGUCACUUUCAGACCGGUGCCGCGUUCGGAUGGAACCCGACCGCGUGACGCGUGCAGAGCGUUAAACCAGUUUACAGUGAGAAAAAUAUCGACCAUAAGCACAGCAGUGUAACAAAAAGAUUAGCUCAAGUCGUAUGCAUCAAAAUAAUGUGCAAUCAAAGUGGAUAAAUCUGUGCCCGUUCUGGAUCGACGUCACCGUGGCGGAUGCUCGUUGACAGCUUUCCACCCCCUUUUGUGUUCUGUGUGUGCAAGUGUGCGUGUUGUUGUGUGGUAGCGCUUACCAGAGAGCUUUGUAAGCGAAAUUCAUCUGUAGUGCGCCUCUGUAAGAUACGUGCAGCAGGCGAGCGUGUGUUCGCUCUCUUUGUUGUUACCAACCCUGUUUGCGGAAGGGGGUUGCAAGUGUAUAGUGUGCGGCGUGCUUGGAUACUUAUGAACUUGGCCGGUGGGGUACGUGUGUGUGUGUGUUUAGUCAGCUGUUUAUCGUGAUGGUUUGUUUGGAUCGUGUGAGCAGUAAUCGUUUUCACGCGGAAGAAACCGCACUAUGAACGAGAAGAUAUCGGAAGUUCAGCAAGCAAUUGAAUAAAUAAUCCGCCACAACAUGGUCAACACCGGCAGUAAGGCACCGCUAGCGAAUGGCAGCACAACAACGGUUCAACGCUACGGUGCCACCACCGACACACGAACAAUCGUACCGGCCGUAAACGGUGCCGAGCCCCAUUCUGUGGACCCCGGGACGAGCCCGACCUUCCCCAACACCACCGUCGACAUGGAGCGUGCCCAGCUGGAAAAGCGCUCCACGCUGAAGAUGUGCGAAAAGAUCGGCUACGGAUUGGGCCACGUGUACAACGAUCUGUGUGCGGGCAUUUGGUUCAGCUACACGCUCCUGUUCAUGCAGGGCGCCCUGGGUAUGCCGGCCGCCGAGGCCGGCGCCAUGGUAAUGCUCGGACAGGUGGGCGAUGCGAUCGCAACACCGAUCGUGGGUCUGCUUACCGAUCGGUACGGCACGAAGAGACAGUGGCACAUAGCGGGAACCUUUAUAGUAUUUUUAACCUUUCCGAUGAUAUUCUCCCUCUGCCCGUGGUGUUCGGUGGCACCCCAUUGGUGGGAAAUUCUGUACUUUGUGAUCGUCAUACUUGCCUUCCAGUUCGGGUGGCCCAUCGUGCAGGUGACGCACCUUGCCAUGAUACCGGAGCUGUCCCGCACGCAGAAAGACCGCUCCGAUCUGACCGCCAUCCGGUACUCGGUGUCGAUCGUGUCGAACGUGGUGGUGUACAUUGUCACUUGGGCAGUGUUGCGAAGUCGCACCAGCACUGACAACCAGAUUGGACCGGGCGAUGCUUACCGGUUUCGGGACAUAUCGCUCAUACUGACACUGGUUGGCGUUUCCAUGUCGGUGCUGUUCAACUUUUCGCUCACCUUCAGCGGGUACGAGCAUCGGCGAAACACGGCCCUCCAGCACAACAUCAUCCGAACGCCGGGGCCGCGAGCAGAUACGGACGUUGAGCGUGAAUCGUUGCUCGGCGGACCGGACCAACGGCAACCGAACGGUGCCGGUGCACAGCUGGCAGGAGCGUCCAGCCCUCUCGACACGAUCGUGCAGCGAAAGCCAAAGAAAAACUUCUUCAAAUCACCACUGCUGUAUCAGAAUGCUUUGCUGUACGUCUUUUCGAGACUUUUCAUGACGACUUCGCUCGUGUACAUGCCGCUCUGGCUGGACGAGCGGGCCUACCAGCCGGACGUAACACCGGCGGAAAACAACGCCAAUGUGGAGCAUCUCGCGACGGUUCCGCUUGUAUCGUUUCUCGCCUCGUUCGUCGCAUCCCUGCUGCUGAAGUACACCAAUCGCUUUGUGGGCAACAGUUUGGUGUACUUUGUCGGGUCCAUCAUCAGCACCAGCGUGUGCCUUUGGAUUGCCCUGUCGCCCGGGUCGGGAGCGUUCAGCACGGUGUCCCUGUUUCUGAUCGCUUCCCUGUUUGGGGCGGGUAGUUCCAUCACGAUGAUUAGCAGCCUGUGCAUAACGGCCGACAUGAUCGGGAAGCAUGCGGAUCAAGGCGGUUUUAUCUAUUCCGCGGUUACGUUUGCGGAUAAGUUGAUCACCGGUGUGGUGGUGGUCAUCAUUGAGUCGGUAAAAUGUCGCGAUCGUUCCGAAUGUCCCGAGUAUUACCGUGGCGUGCUGUCGUACGGCUGUGGACUGGCGGCUAUUUUAGGAUGUCUUACGUUAGCAACCCUUCUAUGCACUACCGCCUCUACUCGGCGAAGGAAUCGGUAGUGUUCGAUGUAGCGUCCAUUCCAGAAUUAUUCCUAGGUUCAGUUACGUUUAUUCUAUAGAAUUGUUUUUUUUUAUUUUACAUCUUGUGUUUGUGUUAGUAUGAAGUAAAUAAAUUUUAUCCAACCCGUUUACGGAAAUCAAA